GUCAGCAUGUGUAACCAACUUGGGUGUGAGCUGAAGGGAGACCCACGAGAGCCACUUCAAACCAGUUUCUUGCAUCCGGUGACUGGUGAGAAAGUAUUUGUAGUGAUGGACGCUUGUCACAUGCUGAAGUUGGCACAUAAUAUGUUGCAGGCAUACAGUCCAAUUGCGACUGCGACCACUGGACAGAUCAAUUGGAGGUACAUCAAUCAUCUCAAUGAUGUGCAAAAAAAAGAUGGACUGCAUGCUGCCAAUAAAAUUACAGACAAACAUGUCUACUUUGAGAACCACAAGAUGAGGGUGUCUCUGGCUGCACAGACACUGAGUCGCUCUGUGUCAGUGGCUCUCCGCACAAUGAGGGAUCUUGGGUACUCUCAGUUUAAGGACUGUGAGGCAACGGCAGAAUUCAUUGAGAUUGUUGACAGGCUGUUUAAUACAAUGAAUGGACGCAAUCCUCGUGCCAAAGGAUUCAAAGCUCCCUUGGGUGCUUUGAAUUGGAUGGAGAGGAAAGCAUUUUUGUCAAGAGCCAGGGAGUACUUGUUCACUUUGCUGACAAAAGAUGGAACACCCGUUUACCAAUCUAAGAGGUCUAUUAAAAUAGUGUUGGUUAAGUUCAUGACAUGAGUUCAACAACACUUUGUUUCCCUUAUGCAUCGCGUUCCUAAGAUGCUUCUAACUGCUUCAGUCUUGUUUAUGUGUGAAUUGUUUUGUUAUCAGUGUUUUUUUCAGGUCAAAGAUGCUUCUAACUGGUAUGUAUUACACAACAUCACCUUUAUGCAGGUGUCAGAAAGAUGGUAUGCAUGUUGACAUGAUAUAUUUUUUUAAAUGUUUGUCAAUAUGCAGUUUAGCUUCUGUUGGAAUUAUCAUGUAUUCAAUGUGUUUCAGGUCCUAGAUGUUUCUAAAUGGUAUGUAUUUCCCAACAUCCAGUCCAUGUAGGUUUUCAAAAUGGUAGGUAUUGCAUGUGUUGUUCUCCCAGUUCUGGGUAAUUUUUCCUGUAGACAAUUGUUCCAUUGUCUAAAAGUAUACUGUAUAAGUUAAACAAGAAACUGAUCUCAUUCCUAAAAACAUGGAUGCAAACUAAUUA
Molecule: messenger RNA, 1081 nt
Organism: Etheostoma cragini (Arkansas darter)
Lineage: Eukaryota; Metazoa; Chordata; Actinopteri; Perciformes; Percidae
Exons: 3
Coding region: 7-621 (204 amino acids)
Source: RefSeq, a predicted model, not a curated record